Molecule: messenger RNA, 11826 nt
Organism: Haliotis rufescens (red abalone)
Lineage: Eukaryota; Metazoa; Mollusca; Gastropoda; Lepetellida; Haliotidae
Product: kinesin-like protein KIF20B
Exons: 35
Coding region: 113-8002 (2629 amino acids)
Biological process (GO): mitotic spindle assembly; microtubule-based movement
Cellular component (GO): nucleus; spindle microtubule
Molecular function (GO): plus-end-directed microtubule motor activity; ATP binding; microtubule binding
Source: RefSeq, a predicted model, not a curated record
UUUUGAUCCUGUGAUUGGUCCAUUUCAAAAGCCUAAGCGCGAAGUUGGUGUCUGAUCCGAGCAAGAUGUUUUCCCAAGUUUGACUGUCGGAUUUCUGAAAAAAGGCACCAAGAUGGCGGGGAAGAAGAGGUUGUUUUCGGAGAUCAUGGGUCCACCAGAAAAUGUUGAGGACACAAAAGAAUCGGAUGUGAUAUUUGAAGAUGCCAAAAAGAACCUGUUGGAUACUUUUUCAAAAAGUCAGACUGUGCCUGCAGACUCUGCGUCAGACCACAUGAAAGUGUACCUGCGAGUCCGUCCAUUCUCAGUGGAAGAAAAAGACAAAGACGAGGACCAGAAAUGUUUGAAGUUGGAAACUGACCAGUCUGUGGUAGCACAUGCACCCAAAGAUUCCCACACCUUCAAGAACUAUACACACGGGUUGGGGAAGACCAAUUACAAGUUCACCUUUUCCAAGAUCUUCAGUCAGGAUACGACCCAGAAGGAAUUCUUUGAUGAGACAAUGCUUGGUCUGGCAAGAGACUUCAUUGAUGGCCAGAACUGCCUUGUUUUUACCUAUGGUGUCACCAGCUCUGGCAAGACAUACACAAUACAAGGCAAGCCCCAUGAUGCUGGUCUGUUGCCGCGAGCCUUGGAUGUGCUGUUCAACAGCAUCAGUGGCAAACAGUGGCCGGGCAUGGACCUCAAGCCCAAGAUGUUCACAGAUGUGAGGAAACUCACUCCUGAAGAAGAGGAGAAGGAACGACGGAUCAAAGAGAAGACGCUGCGCAUGUGUAGUGAUGAUGACUGCACUGUGAUGACCCUGCUUGGGGAAGAUGCUUCGGACAUCUCCCAGGGCAACACCACCACCGCUUCCGAGGGUUCAAAUGUUUCAGCAGUCACAGAUCACCACAAAGACUCUGUAGAUGGUGACCUGUUUGCGGAGCUGGAGAACCGUGUGAGGGAAGAGGCAGCCAUCAACGUGGAAGAUCAGGGGCAGAUCAAGUUCCUGGUGUGGGUCAGUUUUGCUGAGAUCUACAAUGAACAGAUCUUUGAUCUGCUGGAACAAAUUCCCAAGAAGAAAAAUGCAAGACGACAGGUUCUAAAACUGAGUGAGGAUGGAAAUGGAAGUCCUUACAUUAAAGGUUUGAAGGAGAUCAAUGUGACCAAUGCUGAUGAGGCCUACAAGCUGUUGACCAUUGGGCAGAAGAAUCUCAGAACAGCAUGCACCAAACUUAAUCAUAAUUCAUCAAGAAGUCAUUGUAUUUUUAACAUCAAGAUUCUGCGGGUUGCGGACACCAAAAAGCCUCACGUUGCACGAGUCAGCAUGCUUUCUCUGUGUGAUCUUGCGGGGUCGGAGAGACAGUCCAAGACACAUUCUGGAGGGGACAGGCUGAAGGAGGCUGGCAACAUCAACACAUCUCUCAUGACACUCGGGAGAUGCAUCGAGCUGCUCCGAUAUAACCAGACACACAAAGAAAAUCCACGGAUGGUGCCAUUCCGGGACAGUAAACUCACACGGCUCUUUCAGAAUUUUUUCUCGGGUCGUGGCAAGGCUGCUAUGAUCGUCAAUGUCAACCAGUGUGCCAGCAUGUUUGAUGAAACCCUCAAUGUGUUCAAGUUUUCUGCCAUUGCCAAACAGGUGGUAGUUGUACAGAAGCCGGAGCCAAAGCCGAAGGUACAACGAGUGCAUGCAAAGAAGGAGCCAGCUGGGAUGAGGCCCUCCAUUCCGUGGGCGUCACCAGGCACCAUGAUGAAGUACAGCACACUGAACACCCUGGAGGUGACGGAGGACAACGAUGAGGACGAGGAGCUGGACACCAGCAUGAGUCAGGUCGAUGAGCUGCUGAACAUCAUAGAGCAUCUGCAGCAUGACCUGCAAAACGAGAAAAACAACAAGAUCAGACAUGAAGCCAAGAUCCGUGAGGAAGUGUGCAAGGAGAUGAUGACUCAGCUGGUGCAGAUAGAGAAUGACUACAGUGAGCGCAUCCGAGAGAAGGACAUCUUGGCCGAGGAGAUGGUGGAACAGAGGGUGAAGAUCCUGAUGGCACACCAGCCACCGAGUAAACGACCUCGACAAGACAAGAUGAUAGACGAUGAGGAUGAAUGGGUCUCCAGCAUGUUGCUGCAUGCAGAGCAGGUCAAGGUCAAGGAGAAGGACGAAGAAAUAAAGAAACUGAAAGGUGAAAUACAUCGCCUUAAGAAUGACGUGAUGAAAGUGAGCAAGUCUCAAGAGGGUGUGACGAAGGAGAGAACUGCCUGUGAGUUUGCCCUGGCCGACAAGACCCGACUCAUCCAGGACAUCAAGGCAGAGAAGACAAAGGCAGUCAGUGAGCUACAGACGGUACAGAAUGAGUUAGACAUCACCAAGGAAUCUGUGUCAGCGCUACAGAAACAGCUCAGACAGAACAAACGGGAGAGUGUGGAGUACUCUCUUCAGAAAGAUUUAGAUGUUGCCAAAGGAACCAUUGAGGAGUUGCAGGACCAACUCAAACAGGCGUUGGCUUCAAGCUCGGAUGUUGGACAAUCAGUUCUGCUGGAGACUCUCAGCCAGCAGCUGCAGGCAGCAAAGGAGAUCCAGAAGAAGCAGGAGCAUGAGAUAACCGAGCUGAACGAGAUGCUGACAGAGGCUGGCGAGACUUUCCAGCAGAAGGAGGCUGAGAUUGACAAGCUGAAGAUGGCCCUGGUCGAGGAUGAGGACAAGAUUAGUCAGCAGGCUGACAUCAUAGAGAAGUUGCAGCAGGCUCUACAAGAUAGCAAACAGGCCAUGGAAGACACGGAGUUGCGACUACAACGCAAGAAUGAGAGAAUCACCACCCUUGUCGAUGAACACAGCCAGAUACAAGGUGAAAAUGAUGAGCUUGUGAAGAAAGUUGAAGAACUACAGGCUCUGCUUGACUCCAGCACCUCUGAAGGUGGUAGCCAUGAAUCAGAUAUCAGUGUCCUUCUGGCCAAGAAAGAUGCCGAAGUUGACACAUUGAAGGCAAGACUGAAGAGGGAGGAAGACGAUGCCACUAAACGUGACCAGGCACUCAUCCAUGGUUACAAUGCAGAAAUAGCCUCAUAUAAAGCCCAGAUGACUGAACUGAAGGCACAACUCCGAGAAUCCAGAGGAUUAUCACCACAGAAGUCUCCAAGGAAGACACCCAAAAAGACACCACAGAAGAAAACAGAAGAUGAUCAGGGCUUCAAGAACCAUCUUCUUCGUCAGAUCAAAGACCUGCAGGAUGAGCUGGACAAGAACAGCUUGGCCGUGUGUGAGUUGACCCAGACUCUGGACAUUGCACAUGAAUCAGUGUCUGACCUUGAGAAGAAGCUGGAGGUGGAGUGUGGUCAUCAUGUGGAGACGAAGAUCAUUGUGACGGAGCUGAAGGCGGAGCUAAAAACAACUCUGAAGGAGAAGGAAGACAUGAUGAAGGAACUUACUGAAAGCUCUGUAAAUGUGAAAAUGGAGAAAGAGGAACUUGUCCAGGAAAUGAAAGAGAAGAAAGAAAGUGUGAUACAGCUUACUAGCUCUCUGGAAGUAGUUAAAUCAAAACUUCAAACAGUAACAGAGCAGAAAGACUCGUUAUCUUUGGAGAAGGAAAACUUACUUGAAGUUGUUGCAGCAAAGGACUCACUAAUUGUUGGCCAUGUGGAAGGGAAGGAAUCUAUGGUUGAGAAAGUCAAGGAAUUGGAUCAUGAAUUAAAGCAGAAAAUUGAAGAGAUUGAAAAGCUGGAGCAGUCUGUUGAGGAACUUGAAAUGGUGAACUCCGAACUGAAGCAGAUGCUGAAUGCCUCCACAGAUAAGCAAGAGAAGAUGCUUGUGCAGAAGUUGUCGGACAUGGAGGAGGAAAAGCAGAAUAAACUAAUUGCUCAGCGGAAACAGUUGGAACAGGUAAUUUCUGAAAAAGACCAGGAGCUAAAUCGUAUGCAAAAUCAGUUGUCUGCCAUGAAAAAAGAACUUAAUGAGUUGAACAUGCAGAAAGAGAAAGAUGCUCAAAAGACUGAAGACAUGCUGGCAGCUCAGAGGGAAGAGGUCAGUGGAAUUAUGACACAGAAGGAUGGAGAACUGAAAAGCAAAGUGGACAAGAUAAGUGAACUUGUAGCAGAGAUUGAAGCUUUGAAGAAAGACACAGUUGAAAGAAGUGCUAGUUGUCAGAAUGUUGAGGACAUGAUGGUAAACCUAAAGGCGGACCUGGAGUCAAGAGAAAAUGUGAUAGAGGAUUUGAAAAAGAAGACUGAUUCAUCAGAGACAGAAGUGUCAGAACUGAAGGGACAACUUCAGAAGAUGGCAAAUGAGAAUAAGGAUCUAACUUCAUCCCUCAAAGAAAUGAAGUCAUCACAAGAGUUGAAAGAUGCUGAACAUGAAGCAACUCUGUUGCAAGUGAGAGGUGAAUUAGACGAUGCUCGGCAACAACUCGGGGACAGAGAGAAGGUUGUGGAGGAAAUGGAACACCAAACUUUAGACAUACAAGAUGCUGUGAAGGCUCAAGGUGAGCAAAUCAGGACUAUUCAGAAGUGUCUGGAUGAGAAGACUGCCGAGACAUCAGUGCUAGAGAAGAGACUACUUGAGGCCAAGGAGGCUCUGAGUCAGAAGGAUGAGGAAAUCUUUUCCAUGUCUGAAACAAUGGUGAGUCAUGAAGAAAAGUCAAAGCAGCAACUCAAGGAUAUGAAGAUACAAAUAUCCGAACUUCAGACUGAACUGAGCGCUAAAGAACAUGAACUGGAACUGGUUCGUCAGUCCUAUAAAAACAUGCAGGAACAAAUCAUAUCAAAUGAUGCAAAGCUGUCCCAGCUCAGUGAGGCAUCGAUAGACAUUGCAGAACUUAAGUCAGCUUUACACAUGGAGAAGACUCUUCACUUGAAGUAUAAGGAUGACCUGCAUAAUGCAGAGGAAGAACAGGAAGAGAUGAAAGCUCGCUUAAAACAGUGUCAAGAUGACCUGAAAGGAUCUGAGAAAACAAGGGGUGAAACAGAAACGGCCCUCAAACAAUGCCAAGUUGACCUGAAAAGCGCAGAGACAGCUAGAGUGGAAGCGGAGAACUGCCUGAUGGAGAAACAAAGUGCCCUGAAGGAAGUGCAAACUGACCUGAUUGAGAAACAAAGUGCUCUGAAGGAUGCUGAGGAAAAGAAGAAGGUAAUGGAGGUCGACUUGAAACAACUCCAGGAUGAGGUGGAACAGUCACAGAAUGGGAAACAGACUCUGGAUGAAGAGAUGAAGGUGGCUGAGGAAGAAAUUCAAAAGGAAAAAAAAGAGUGUGACCAAUUGAAAGAAACCCUUCAAAUUUGUGAGAAAGACUUGAGAGCGGUUAGGUUGGAGAAGAAUGGUCUGGAAGAGAAAAUGAAGUCAAUGGAAGUCAGAAACGAGCAGCUACAGAAUGAGUUACAGUCUGCUAAAGAGAAGGGCGAGCAGUUAAAGAUGGAGCUAGCUUCAGUUAAGGAGAAGGUAGCUAGUCUGGAAAAGGAAGUUCUAAGACUAAGUAGUCAAGUCAGAGACAAAUGUGACUCAGUGUGUUCGAACUCCACAACAAAGACUGUCACAAAUGACCAAACAUCUUCUGAUAUUCUGAUGGAACUUGAUGAAGAACGCAAGAAGAACCAGGAGAUGCAGCAUCUGGUGGGAUCCAUGAAAACAGAUGAUGACCUUGCCCCUGGUAGUGCUCGCAGGCUCAGAAAGGAGAAGAUUGAGGUUGAGUGUGCGUUGGUGAACGCCAAGUACGAGAUCAAAGGGUUGAAGAGACAAAUUGAGCGGAGUCAAGGAGGGAAUAUUGUGUUAAGUCCAACUAAGACAACUGACAGAGAUCUGGUUAGGAGGUUAGAGGACUCUGAAAAUAAAUAUGAGGCAUUGCAAAAUAAACAUGCACAGUGUGUGCAUGAGUUUAGUGAAUGUCAGUCUAAGGUUGUGACUCUUGAAGCAGAGGUGAAGAACAUUAGUUGUGAACUUACCAAGAAAAAGCAAGAACUUCACAAUCUUGACAAGUCUCUGGAAAACAGUUCCCGAGAGAGGAUGUCAUCUUCUUCAACAGCAUCGACUGACUCAUUGGUCCACGAUGAACUACAAAGGAGUCAGGAUCGAGAGAGGAAUCUCCGCCAACAGCUGCAGCAGGCUAGCAACUCCAUGAAGGAGAACAUUGAGAAGAUCUCUGAGCUGGAGGAACAACUGACAUCUACUCAGCAGACCCUUCUGGAGGCUCAGGACAUGGUCGCCAUGAUGAAGAGAGAGAAUGAGAAGCUGUCACGAGAGCAGACGACCACGAGUGACCUCAAGGAGGAGAUCAAGCAGCUGAAGCUUGACCUUGGACGGAAGACGGAGAAGCUUGAGGUCAGAAGUUUGUCCUUGAAGGACCUGAGGAGAGGCCAAGAUGCUGAGAGAGAGAAGUUUGAUGUGGUGCUUCGAGAUGCCCGGGCCAAUGAGCAUGUGAUAGAGCAGCUGAAGGUGGCGCUGACGGACCAGGAGGAGACGAUGGCCGCCCAGGACAAGGUACUCAACAACAAGGAUGCUGAGAUCAAGACACUAUCAGAGGAGCUAGAUAAGAUGACGGAGCGGUACCGAAAGAUGCUGGAUCAGCGAGGAGACUCAAGUCGGGAGUUGAGGGAUGUUAUGAAGUCGUUGACCAAGGCCGAGGUGGAGAGAGAUGAGGUGAAGCGACAGGUGGACAAACUGACAUCCGAGAAGAAUCAGAAGGACAUCAUCAUCAAAGAGAACAACCUUGAGAUUAAGGACCUGGAACGCUCCCUUGCAGAGAAGCGUCAGGGUAUCGUGGAUCUGAAGAGCUCUCAUGACAAGGAUGUUCAGAAGCAUGUGGAUGAUAAGAAGGCUGAGACGAGUGCUGUGAUAGACGACCUCAAGCUGAAGCUUAGGGAAAAAGACCGUGAUUUACGGAAGGUUGAGAAAGAAAUCCAGAAGUAUGAAGAUCAGCUGAAAGAUAUGAGGAAACAUGUUACCGACAAGGACCAUGAGAUGGAGGCAUGGCGAGAACAGCGAGACAAGCUGGUUGGCAGUCUGGAGACACUCAUGAAGCAACAGGCAGCGGAGAUCAAACAACUCAAGCAGGACAAGCAGGACAAGCAGGACAAGCAGACGGUCACCAUCAAGGAUGAGGUGCUGUCCCAGAUGGAGGAGAAGGAGUUGAAGAUCGUGGAGUUGGAGGAGAAGCUCCUCAAUCUGGAGCACAUGAUGACCCCACAGAACAAGAGCGGCAGCCGAGGUCGCAAGAGAUCCACUGUCACCUCCCACCCUGACUUGGAGCUGCUCAGGAAACAGCUGGAGCAGGAGCGUGAGGACAAGCUGGAGCUCCAGAGACAGAUGCGGCUGCUGCAGAAGGCCAGUGACCAGAUCGUGGCGGACCUCAAGUGUUCCAACAAUCGCCUACAGGUACAGGUGGCAGCACUGCAGGGAGUCCCCCCUCCCCCCAAACCCCCACGAAUGGACCCCAGCUUCGUGAAUGACAAUGAACCCACACAUGGCCACCAGGAGAUGGAUGCCACGCCCCCAAUAGCUGCCAAGGCCAUCAAGAAGUCGGGGAGGAAACGAGCGCCGGCACAAGAGGAAUCUCCUGCUCCAGAACAGACGCCUAAGUCCAAACGGGGUCGAGGUCGACCUGCUCAAGUUAAAAAAGAACCAGAGCCUCUGCCUACUGACAAUCUCAUGGCAAUAGCUGAGGAAGAGGAAGGUGGCCGGCCAUCCCGAAGAGCGAAGAAAGUCGCGAAGGGAAAGAUUGGAGACAUUGUCACUGCAAUUGCCAACUCUCCUGUCACCAGAUCAGACUGGGAAAAAAUAACACGCUUAUCGUCUAAAACAUUCGCUGCAGCUAAGAAAUUCAUAGGCACGAUGGGAGACAGCGGGGAACCUCAUACCCAGGAGCCGGAGCCAUCCAGCAAGAAGGGGAAGCGAGGGAGGAGGAAUCUAUACAAGGAGGAGGUGUCUGCACCCUUUGCUUGUGCACCUUUUGUUCCGCCGAUGUCUGAAAAGGUUGAUGUCCACAACGUCGUCCAGAGACAGCUGCGUGGGCGGAGGAAGAUGUCCCACUCCACUGACUGCUGAGGGGUCUACACCACCUGUAUAUGGCUGGGACUAUACCGUAUAGCUGGGAUAUAACUAGGACAUACCGACAGCAUGCAAACCAGAGAGCUGGUUCACAAGAAGCCAUGACAGUGCCAUAGACUUAAACCGACUCCGCUUCUUCUGCAGCAGUUGGCUUGGCCUUCACAGGAAGCAACAGGGAGUAGAGACCGUGGUAGAUGCAAGUUGUGUUGGCCUUCACAGGAAGCAACAGGGAGUAGAGACUGUGGUAGAUGCAAGUUGUGUUGACCUUCACAGGGAGUAGAGACCGUGGUAGAUGCAAGUUGUGUUGGCCUUCACAGGGAGUAGAGACUGUGGUAGAUGCAAGUUGUGUUGGCCUUCACAGGAAGCAACAGGGAGUAGAGACCGUGGUAGAUGCAAGUUGUGUUGGCCUUCACAGGAAGCAACAGGGAGUAGAGACUGUGGUAGAUGCAAGUUGUGUUGGUCUUGACAGCAAGAAGAAAUUGAAAAUGAGCCUGAUGACAGUAAGAGUGCAAGUUAAUUAAAAUCAGGCCCUUGUUCCACAGAGCGAUCUUAGCACUAGCAACUAAGCCUAUGUGAAAGUAGGGAGUUUCGAUCAUCUGUUUUUGCUUUGUAGAAUGGGUCCAUGUCUAUUACUUGUAUUCUGUAUCUGUCUGUAUUAAGAUCUGACAAACUUGAGCUAUGUCACAACAGAGGACCUCUGAGUGAACUUUGAUGGCAAACUCAAAAUGAAAGAUACGUGGGUUUAUGAGCCAAUCAAAUGUAAGCUUUCCAUAAGGAUUUGUUCACAAAUGUUCAUUUGAUAGGGCUUUCAUUGGUUGCUAAGAAAAGAAGACGGGGUGUUAAACUCUUUUCAUUAUUCUAUUCUCGAAAUAGGCAGCUAUCCUUUCCACAUUUUCACUUGUCUGUACCCAACUCUGUAACAUGAAGGUUAAAAAGAUCCAGGACAACAACAUGUAUUUACAGAUGCGAUAAAAAAUUGAGUUUUGCCAGUAAGAUAAUGUGUCCACCACAAAGGUGACCAGAAACAUGAACACUUUUGGUACUGUCCUUGUGUAGAGAUAGGCAUUGCAAAUAAGAUAUAUCUUUUUCACCUAAAGAACUUUGUCAUGUCAGUUUUAAGUAGAUGUAUUCAAAUCAAGUUUAUAACCUAUGAGGAAUUAAGUAAAUAUAUUCUGUAUAAAAUUAUUCUCUUUAUGGGGUAAUUUAAUAACUGAUUUUGUAUCUUCUUGUACAAUAUGUUUUGAAGAAUUUUACUUUUAGGAUAUCAUUAAUUACAUGUAAAAUGUGAUAGUUGUCCUUGUGAGCCAAAGAGACACGAUCACGUUUCACAAGAUGAAUACAGAAGUGUGUUGAUUUGUUGUGACAAUGCCCGUUGAAUGUAGGUGUGUGAUUGGACAGUGCUAGAUGUUGGUAGUCUGAUUGGACCAUGGUAGAUGUCGGGAGUGUGUAUAUAUGUACAUAGUGUACAGGCCAUUGUAAAUAGUGUACUGGUAUUCUGUGUUGUGUCUCUAUCUGAAGAGCUCAAGGCUAUCCUUCCAUCUGCUCAACCUCUCUCCAGCUGUAUUUUAGUUGUGCUUGGCAGGGGCCAAGCUGCAUGAGAACAUUACUUCUUCUGAUCAGCUCAAAUCUAUUCUUCUGUCUCAGCUCAAUGUCUGCCCUCAGCAUGUAAUCAAGUUAUACAAGACUGGGGUCGGAAGUGCAGAACUUCAUUGCACAACAUUAUCAGACAGGGAUGGUAGAACGUCGUCUCUUGUAAGAAUCUGAUUGGUUCUUUCAUGAAGUAGCUCUAUCAUAUUCUCAAGAAGUGGCAAGGCAUUAUAUAUAUUUUUGGCAUUAUAUAUUUUUAUUCUUUUAACAAAGCAGAUUAUGUUCCUUCGUGUUAUUUGUUUUGUUUCAAUAACUUGCAGUAACCUAGAUCAAUUUGUUCUUUAAUCACAUUGCCACAGUAGAAAGCUCUAAUAAUACUUUGGGCAGGACAAUGUUAGACCUGAUGUAUUAUUACAUGUACACAGGUGCUUGUGCAUGGUGUUGGUGUUCACAAUAUAUAAGUGGGAGUUCUCUCCCCUGGUUAGCCUUCACAUGAAUGUAAUUCACAGACAACACCAAGUCAGGUACAGAUCUGUCAGGUUAUAUCAUGCUCUGCCUGACCUCACCAAGGACCUGUGGCACACAUCCAUGGCUGUCAUUUAUGUGGAAAUAGCAGCAUUCCUGCGAAUGCGGUACCUCUAUUAUGUCAUUGCCAUACAUUUCAACAGAAGUCCUCUUCACCGUCAGCUGUACCUAAUUAGUUGUGUGGAUAAUAGUUUUCCUCCGCCAUUGCACAGGGCAUGCCCCAGGGAGAAAAACCUCACAACCUUCCAGAGAUCCUAAGAAUGGUAUAUUUGGGUGAUUAAGUGUGGCUUUGUCACUUAAAAGUAGGGGGCACGGGUGGUCCAGUCGUCUGAGGCGCCGAGAUUGGGCACGCCAGAAACCUAUGAUUGUUGGUUAGAAUUCUGGUUCGCCCCGAUUUUGUUUCUAGGUUUGUCAGCACCAUACCCGUGCUCAUGGGUUUUACCAAAGUCACUUCGGGCUUUCAUCCCACAUUAAGCAGACACGCCGUGAUAUAACUGGAAUAAUGUUAAACCCAACUCACUCACUCACUCACUAUUAAGUAUAUUUAGUGUCGUGCUGUGACGAUAGAAUCCUCCUCACCACUUGCGACUAGUGUGUGCUGGGACUGACUGUCUGUUAUUUUCAAGUAUGUUUCGUUGCGUCGACAAUGCUUUCAAGGGGAGCUGACCAAAAACGGUCGUUGACGAUAUAUUUCAUUUUUAAGAAACAAUAAAACGACAAUGAACAUGAUGGUUCUGGUAGUAGGCAACGAUGUCACUCAAAACAUAAAAUGGUGUUUAUUAGAGCAUACAUUCUUCAUGUCACGUGUCCUAGAAUGUGAGAGGUUUGUAGGAUACACGCAAGUAAAGUAAAGAAAGAUAUCUCCGAUUUUUCUGAACAUAAUUCUGAAUGAUGACAACGUUUAUGAACAGAGUUUAUCAUACGUGACCAUUUCCCCAUAACUCAUAUCGUAUUGCCCACAGCCAACCUGAAAAUAGAUACCACUCGCAGCUUAGUUUGGCGUGGCAUUGACUUGACUGUCGCCCCGCCAUCAGCUCCUGCACGCCUAUUUAACAAUAUGUUGAUAUCAGCUUUUCCCAGAGCUACAUUGUGUAGAAUAAGUAUCAAAAAGUAUCCACUGAUGCAGUGCCAAGAACAUUAUUUAUUGCUUUUGUAUUAGCAGUUUCGUUUCUUUCAUUUUAUGCUUCUUGAUCCAGAGUCCGUUUCACAAAACGGUCGCAGCGGUUCACAUGUCGUAACAACGUCGUACUUACGACAGUCGUAACGUUAAGAUUAACCGAACGGAAAUGAAUGAAUGGCAGCGAAUAAGUAUUACUAUUUGUGAUUUGGAUUGCUCAAAGAAUAUGUGCGAGCUCUUGUUGACAUGUUGCUCCAUUUGUAUGUAAAGUAUUUAAAUGCAUUUAAAAGAGAACUACUUUAAUAUUUCUUAUGAUUGCUGUUUUAUGUCAUAUGGUAUAUUAUUUAAUAUAGUAGAACGAUGUCAUUAACUGGACAAUUAUAGCGUAUGACUCGAAAUAUUUUUCUUUUCAUCGAGAAGAAAUGUCAUUCAUUACUAUGAAUCUUUUUCUCACACUUGUCUCCGACUAUUUACCCAACAACUGCUGAUCAGUGUGUUAAACUCUCCACCUGUUUCUUUCCCUCGCUUCUGUUAUAUGUAUCAUGUUCGUGUUGAAACCACCAUGAAACAAAUAAAUAAUGAAUUUAUAUAA